Molecule: messenger RNA, 1865 nt
Organism: Spodoptera litura
Lineage: Eukaryota; Metazoa; Arthropoda; Insecta; Lepidoptera; Noctuidae
Product: G protein-coupled receptor Mth2-like
Biological process (GO): G protein-coupled receptor signaling pathway; cell surface receptor signaling pathway
Cellular component (GO): plasma membrane
Molecular function (GO): G protein-coupled peptide receptor activity
Source: RefSeq, a predicted model, not a curated record
UUUGUUUACAUUUUAAUAACAAGUGCGUCAUAGGAGCUCGCAAUGUGUAUAAGGAAGAUGUACGUUUGUGUUAAACUGUAAACCUAUUGUCAUAGGUAAUAAUAAGAUGUUAUUUUAUCCUAGAACAUUUUAGUUAAAUCAUUUGUUUGUUACUAGUCGCUUUAAAUGAAUUAAUUUUCAAUGUGAAUCUGUCAUUCUCACUAAUUAUCCUGCUGACAGACACGUAGACACAUCAAAAUGGAGUGUAAAAAUAUAAGUUCCAAAAUAAUUAUAUUGUCAAUAGUUGUGACUGUUUUGUGUAUUGUUCGACCGACAAUCGGUAUUGAUAUACCAGAAAAAAAUCGUUCAAAAAUAAAAGUGAAUAAGUGUUGUCCUUUAAACGAACAUGUAGGAAAUGGUAAGCAGUGUAAAUUAAGUGAGAAAACGCCUAGUUUGCUUGAGAUUCCGGUAUAUAUUGAUGAGAAACUUAAGCAGUCGGAGAAGCCGUUCAAAGAUCUGUUUGAGCUGGCUCCUAAUAGAUUUAUAAUGAACAAUUUCCAAAGUGACGCUUUCAGACCCUUUCUGUUUGGUUACAAGGGAUAUCUAGUGGUGGACGGUACACUUCUAGUAGAUGCUCCCAACAGACACAAUCGUUGGAUAAAAAUACGUCCAGGCAACUACUGUGUAGACUUCUUCCAUGGAACAAAUUCUACUGAGUUCACACUGGAUUUUUGGGUGCUGUUUCCUGCCAAAACAAAAUCAGAAACCAACUUUUUAUUGACUAUAGCGACGCUGAUGUCCUGCUUCUUUAUGCUACUGUUCCUCAUAGUCUACUUCUUCCUACCUGAACUCCGAGAUGAGAAAGGUUACAUUCAAAUGGCGUAUGUUGCCAGCCAGCUAAUGGCGUUCCUGCUCCUAUCUAUGAUACAAAUUUCUGGAUUAUCUGUGGCAGAAUGUGUUGGAUUAACUCUGGGCACCUACUUCUUCUUCUUGACAACUUUCUGUUGGAUAAAUGUACUGUCUUUCGAUAUCUGGUGGCAUUUCAGAAACCUCGCAAAGAACCGCCAGUCUCGUCGAAGGAAAUCAUUUAAGUUUACAUUUUACUGCUUAUAUGCUUUGGGGCUACCAUUACUGAUGACGUUCGCACUGGGUAUGCUCAACUGGUACAGGGAGAGUAUGAAACGGUAUCCAUGGAUCGUAAUACCACAUAUACCUGAAGACGGUUGCUUUCUCCGAGAUUCAGUGAAAAUGCUCUACCUAUACACACCUAUGAUGAUAAUAAUCAUUAUCAAUUGGACAUUCUACGUGAUAACUGUGUUCAACAUUUGGCGAUGGAAGAGAGGCACUCAAGUAUUUAAUGGAGUCAAUGAACUAAGUCAUCGUACUGAUUUCAGAAGUUUCAUUAUCUACAUAAAGCUGUCAGUUGUUAUGGGUCUAAAUUGGCUCUUGGAGAUAAUAAGUUUCAAUUACCCUAACAAUAAGUGGUACUACAUUACUGAUGUAUUCAACAUACUAACGGGACUGACGAUAUUUAUCAUAUUUAUAUGCAAGAAGGAUGUCUGGAUUAAACUACGGAAAAGAUGCAAUGAAUUGAGAACACGAUACAAAAGGGGAGGAUCCUCGAAUUCACAAAAUGUUAGACUUUCCAGACAACAACCAGCUAAUUCUGCCUAUGAAGCUGUCAAUCUAAAACCAUAAUUUUAACAAUACAUACUUCCGAUAAGAAGUUAGCAAAUAUCUGCAUGUAGAUCUAUAUCACUACCCGCCUUAAUAUUCAAAAAUGGUGACAAAGGCGAUUGAGAAAGUCGUUUUGUUCACUGCUAAGCAAAGCCUCUUCUCACGCAAAGAGGGUUUAAGCAUUAAUCUCCACGCUUGCUCAAUAUAGG